Molecule: messenger RNA, 4403 nt
Organism: Silurus meridionalis
Lineage: Eukaryota; Metazoa; Chordata; Actinopteri; Siluriformes; Siluridae
Gene: ret
Product: ret proto-oncogene receptor tyrosine kinase
Biological process (GO): multicellular organism development; cell surface receptor protein tyrosine kinase signaling pathway; positive regulation of kinase activity
Cellular component (GO): membrane; signaling receptor complex; axon
Molecular function (GO): transmembrane receptor protein tyrosine kinase activity; ATP binding; calcium ion binding
Source: RefSeq, a predicted model, not a curated record
CACACACACACACACACACUCUCAGCAGCCCGUCAAUGGGAUACUCAGCAUACGGACUUCUUUGCACUGCUGCAUAAAAACGUUUUCUUUUGAAUAUUUUGGAUCUUUAUUGUUUUCCAAAAAAACAAACAAAAAAAUAAAAACAAUAACCGCUGCACCUUUGCGUUCAUUUGUUGCGAAAUUCCCCUUAUGACUGUGCGGCAUGGGUAGGACACGGGCUUUUACUCUGUGGGGAGACACCGUCCUGGUCCUUUUGCUUCUCUGGGAAGGCUCGUGGGGACUUUACUUUCCUCAAACAUACUCAGAGGACAUUUAUGUUGGCCAGGCAGCUGGUACACCAGUGCUGCAGGUGCACGCCAUGCAGGAUAGAGCUUCAGAGCAGCCAUACUUCUGCCUGUACUGGUGGACGCUCCAGAAAUCUGUUCCUUAUGCAUCAUGGUUCCAUAUCGACACUGCCACGGGAGUGAUCUACAUGAACAAAACUCUGGAUUGGAGUGACUUUGAGUCAAUAUCUAGCAGUUGGCCUACAAAGACCAAGAGAUUGACCCUGAAAGUGUCAGCAGCCCCUGUGAAAACGCAGUGCACAAAGUUGAAUAAUGUGGAGGUCAGUCUUACAUUCUUCAAUGCCACAGCGCCCACAUGUGGCCAAAUUACGAGACAAAGACUGUGUUCACGUGUUCAAGAGAUAAAAACUCAUAUAAAGGAGAACCGCUUGCCUGGACCUCUGCUUCAGCUCCGUCGCUUUACCCUUGCUGACCUCUGCCCCAACUACACCAUCAGCUACAGCCUGGAAACAGAGAUUCCAGUGCCAUUUGCAGUCAAUGUCUCCACUUCUGAGCUGAUAGUCACAGCACCUGUAGAUCGUGAGGUGAAGGAGGUUUAUAAUCUGUCGAUAGUGUGUUCAGUACAAACUGAAAAAAUAUCACACACUGCUGUGACUACUUUGAAUAUCAUUAUAUAUGAUGAGGAUGACAGUCCUCCCUAUGUGAAUGGCACAGACACUGAGGACGUGCUUAUAGCGUUUAGCCGCAGUGAGGGAGCUGUGUUUGGCAAUAUGUUUGUUUACGACAGAGACACGACUUCUGCCUAUCACAAGGAACAGAGCCAGAAUAAGUAUGAAUGGACAUUACUGACGAAUGACUCCUGGAUUAAAAACACAUUUACCAUUGAACAGAACUUUAGUGAGGAAAAGCUCAUCUUUGGCAACGUUCGAGGGACAGUCUAUAAGUACAAGCUGCGUCUCAAAAGGAACAUUCCAGUAGAUGAGAAUCGCUCAUUUCAGUUGGACUAUCUGGUCAACGACACUACAUUUCACGGCCCUGAGGGAACUGUGAUGCUGCAUUUCAAUGUUACUAUUUUGGCUGUUCCUAUUAGCUUCAGUAAUAUCACUUACUUCUUUGUGCUGUCUCGGAAGUCGAUGACCUACUCUCAGAUUGGAAAAGUAUGUGUGGACAACUGCCUGAAGUUCAUGGGUAUAGAAAUUGAAUACCAUUUAGAGUUGAGUGACAGGAACCUCUCAGCUAAUGCUCAGUCCUGCUACACAGCGGUUGAUGUGGCUCGGAAUCUGGAGUACAUGUCUGGCGUUCUCUAUGUAAAUGACACAGAGCCGCUGCGCAGGCCUGAAUGCCAGGAGCUGCAGUAUGUGCUUGUUGCUCAUGAGAAGCACAAACAGCUUGAGGCAAAAACAAUAGUCAUCAUCAUUUUGAAGGCAGAGGUAAUCAUUGGACAGCAUUCUCUGGCCUGUGCAGAGAAAAGACAGCAUGGGGAGUGUGAGAUAUUCAGAGGCCUGGGAACUCCCACUGGGAGAUGUCAGUGGAGACAAGGCACAGAAAAAGUGAUAUCAACAAAUUACUCCACUUGUUCUCCAGACCUGCGUACAUGUCCGGAUGGCUACUGUGAUGUGAUUGAAAAAAAUAUAUCCAUAUGUCCACAGGAUUGCACUCGUGAGCCAGUUAUUGGAGGCCAUGAGAAAGGCCUGAUGCUUGGCAUUAAGGCAGGGCAUGGAACCUGCUACUGCUAUUUGGAGAAGUGCUUUUGUGAGCAGGAUGAUAUGGAAGAGGCAAUAUGCGAAGAUAUGUGUAAGACUGUCAUAGCCACAGCAGUUCUUUUGUCCUUUAUCGUCUCCAUCCUCCUCUCCUCCUACUUCAUCCACCGGUAUCAUAAGAACACCCCCAAACCUCCCAUCGCUUCAGCUGAAAUGACUUUCCGUAGGCCUGCCCAGUCCUAUCCUAUCAGCUACUCAGCCAACAAUGUUCGACGAGGAUCUCUGGACUCCAUGGAAAACCAGGUGGCCAUCGACACCUUCAAGAUACCUGAGGAUCCAAAGUGGGAAUUCCCACGAAAGAACCUUGUCCUGGGUAAAACUCUUGGUGAGGGAGAGUUUGGGAAGGUUGUAAAAGCAACGGCAUUCCGGCUCAAAGGAAAGGCGGGAUACACUACUGUAGCUGUAAAAAUGUUAAAAGAAAACGCCUCUCACAGUGAACUUCGUGACCUUCUGUCAGAAUUCACCUUGCUAAAGCAGGUCAACCAUCCACAUGUAAUAAAAAUGUAUGGAGCUUGUAGCCAGGAUGGUCCCCUGUAUCUAAUUGUUGAAUAUGCCAAGUAUGGAUCGCUCCGAAACUUCCUGAGAGAGAGCCGGAAAGUAGGGCCCAGCUAUAUGGGCAAUGAUGCUAACCGAAACUCCAGCUACCUUGAGAAUCCGGAUGAAAGAGCUCUGACCAUGGGAGACCUCAUAUCGUUCGCCUGGCAGAUCUCCAGAGGAAUGCAGUACCUGGCUGAAAUGAAGCUUGUUCAUAGAGAUCUUGCGGCCAGGAACGUACUUGUAGCAGAGGGCAGGAAGAUGAAGAUAUCAGACUUUGGUUUGUCUCGGGAUGUCUAUGAGGAAGACUCCUAUGUAAAGCGGAGCAAGGGUCGUAUCCCUGUCAAAUGGAUGGCCAUUGAGUCCUUGUUUGACCAUAUAUAUACCACCCAAAGUGAUGUCUGGUCUUUCGGGGUGCUGUUAUGGGAAAUUGUGACCCUGGGUGGAAACCCUUACCCAGGAAUUGCGCCUGAGCGGCUCUUUAAUCUUCUCAAGACUGGCUACAGGAUGGAAAAACCUGAGAACUGCACUGAGGAAAUGUAUAGUCUGAUGCUUCGCUGCUGGAAGCAAGAACCAGAUAAGAGACCAACCUUCAGUGAGAUCAGCAAAGAGCUGGAGAAGAUGAUGGUGAAAAGCAGAGAUUAUCUGGAUCUGGCAGCUUCCACUCCGGCAGAUGCCCUGUUAUAUGACGACACUCUGUCCGAAGAGGACACCCCUCUAGUGGACUGUAAUAACGCCCCUCUCCCUCGAACCCUCCCUUCCACUUGGAUUGAAAACAAGCUCUAUGGUAGAAUUUCCCAUGCAUUCACUCGAUUCUAAAACAAACAAAAAUAAUAAUCGAAUCUGUUUGUCUUUAAAUGGCUUCCAUAGGGAGGAUGUGCUGUGAUUGUGCUAAUGGCAUGAAAGUGAGAGGUGUCUGAAAACUUCCUGAUAUUUUGAAAGAUAGUAUGUGGUGUAAAUGAUCAGAUUUCUGAUUUUGGACCUGCUUCUGAUGUACACAAACACAUUCCCAGGUUCACAUUAGUUCAUAUUUAAAGAACUAAAUUUAAGUAUGAUAAACAUUUUGUAUAAGUUCAUGUUUCAGAUACUUAUUUUGUAUUCACUGACUCAAUUCCACCUUGAUUUAUAGUUGUAUUUGGUAUACAUUUGAAACAGGUCCCAUCAAAUAAAUCUGUUUGGUAUGAAUCACAUACUGACGGUCUCUGUAAUAUCUUUGACAUAUUACAGAAGUUGUGUUUAUAGUAGGCUCAAAAUGCUGAAAAGAGAAGCAGUAAGGCUUUUUAAUCAAACUCUUCCAUUAUGAUUGAACAAGCAAGGCUUUACACAUUAGUCAUUUGGUGUAUUUAGCAAUAAACAUACUUCUUAUGUAGCCAUUCUAAUGCCCGAUAAUCUGGAAAAAAAUUUAAAGAUUGCAUACUAAAAAAAGCUGCGUUGGUAUUCCAAAAUAAAUAGACAUUAGGUAAAGACAAAACAUGGAUAACAAAAACAUCACAGUAGGUAACUGCAUGAAUGUAGAAACACUCCAUGUAAAUACUGGAUCCAAAAACAUCUCUCAUGCACACAUACAUUUAAAUAUUGGUGUUGAAAACAAACAACAAAUCAGUUUCAUUUGAGAGCCUUACUGUCUGCCCUCUAUUUUUUUUUUCCUUCAGUUCAGAAACAGUGAUAUGUUUUCGUUUUUAGGCAUGUCAUACCCGAACUGGCCUGAGAAGAGCCCGGUACUACUCAACAGACUUGAUGCAACUAAUCCAGAAUUUACAAGAUAUGCCAAUGAUAGUGUUUAUGCAAACUGGAUGGCUUUGCCUUCUCCUGCAAAAAUUAUGGA